AUGUGAUCCACACCGUGGGCCCGGUGGCCAGAGGUCAUGUGGGCCAGUCCGAGACCAGCGACCUCACCUCCUGCUACCAGAACUCCCUCAGGCUGAUGAAGGAGCAUGGCCUGAGCACCGUGGCCUUCCCGUGUAUAUCCACCGGCAUCUACGGCUUUCCCAACGAGCCUGCAGCUGAAAUCGCUCUGAGCACAGUGAAGAGCUGGAUAGAAGACAAUCCUGAUAAGAUCACUCGGGUCAUUUUCUGUGUCUUCCUCGAGACUGACUUUGCCAUCUACAAGAAGAAAAUUCCUGAAAUCUUUCAAGACAAUGACAUGGAGGUUACAGAGGAGCAGCUGCAGGGAGAUAACAAUCCUCCGUCUGCAAAAUCCAAGGAGGACAGCGAGGAGAGCGGCAGAGGUAAAGAGGAGGCAGGUGAUGAGGAAGAGGAUGACAACGAUGCUGCGGGAAAUGAAGACGUGGAGAUGGAGAGUCAAAACCCAGAUGAUAUCACAGAAACCCCGGAUCCCACUCAAGGAAAGGAUAAUGAUGACACCGAGAACCAGGACAAAGAGGAAGACGCAGGGGCCGACAGCGAUAACAAAAAAGACGAGAAAGACAAAAAAGACGAGGAAAAAGACACCGACAACCCGAAAGAGAAAGAUGAAGAAGAAGACAAAGCAGAGGACAAGCCACCUGCCGAGAAGACAGACGACGACGACGACAACACAGUGAAGUCCACCGUGGAGAUGGAAGACGUCUCCGAGGUCAACAACACCGGCACCAGCAAUGGAGAAGAGAUCAAAGAGCGCGUGGAGAGCCCAGAAGAACCGGAUUCAAUUCUAACCGACAGCAAUCAGUCCAAAGACACUGUUGAGAAGAAAGAAUGACCAGCUGAGGGACGAACGAUCAACCUCAUCUGACAGCCAGCAAACUGUGCGAAGCCAACCACCCCGGUGUCAGCCCGGCCAAUGUCAGAACGGGCUCUGACACCGGACCCAGGACAACCCAGAUACUCACACCAUGCUCACAUCCCCCCUCCUUCAUUUAGCCCUCGUCCCUCUUUGUUAAGAAAACUACUCACCCCCUCUACUCUGUAUGUACUGUAUGUAUAUGUAUGUAUGUACAAAACCUUACUAUAGGAUUGAACAUAUCAAGCAGAAAAGAAGAGCCAUACCUCACUGUGUGUUAAGAGUCAUACUUCAUUUUGCAGGCUGGGUGCGGUGUCUCUUUGUUUCAUAUUUUAACCCACUGUGGGAGUCACACGGCCACAGAUUAACACGCUGUGGGUGAUGCUUUACAUGCGAGUGCGACACGCUGACACCUGCCCUGUCACCUCACACACCUGCAGCUCCAGUGUUUAGCUACAUCAGCCGAUAUUUGGAUCCGGGCCGCAGUCUGCGAGGUGCAGGACUGUCUAACUCCUUCAUUUAACUGUUCAUCAGCACCCACGCACGCUAAAGAGGAUGUGAGCGUCUUUUUCACAAAUCAAAUCCCCCAACCCACCCCCCCCACACCCCC
This is a messenger RNA of Labrus bergylta (ballan wrasse), 1500 nucleotides long. Lineage: Eukaryota; Metazoa; Chordata; Actinopteri; Labriformes; Labridae. The record is from RefSeq and is a predicted model, not a curated record.